Messenger RNA from Haliotis rubra (blacklip abalone), 1464 nucleotides. RefSeq lists its product as uncharacterized. The coding region runs from base 252 to 821 and encodes 189 amino acids. The transcript has 3 exons. Lineage: Eukaryota; Metazoa; Mollusca; Gastropoda; Lepetellida; Haliotidae. The record is from RefSeq and is a predicted model, not a curated record.
CAUAAGAGUUUGAUUAUUGUUUUAAUUCUCCAUCUCAAUUACACCAGAAUCAAUCCCUACAGCUUGGGAGAUAGAAGCAAGAUUACACACACAUUAAUUACAUUAGUGAUGUAAUAAUCAUAUGAUAAUUUAGCAAUAAAUCAUUGCCCCAAUUAUAAAGACUGUCCUGAUUCUUGUUUCAUAUGUCAGAACCAUAAGAUGUCUCAAGGAAACUGUGUACAUCUUUCUAAGAUGUCUUGGUGCUGUAGGACAUGCCUGUGACAGUUUUAAAAGGAACUGAAUGCAUAAAGAGGAUGAAUUAUUUAAAAUCGUGGUUGGGUAUACAAAAACAUGAUGAAUCUCCACUUGUCUACAAUCAACAGGAGCAAAAAUCUCUCCCGGAAUCUGAUGAUCCACCCAAAUCAUCAGUUAAGACAGGUACUGAGGUACACACAGUGAGUCGAAUAGAACCAACAACUGCCAGUGAGAGACUGCAGCUGAUUGGGCAAGAUGUACGGAAUGUUAUAGGAAGAGUUAUUCCCCUUGAGGAAGAUGACUGCCUCAGCUGUAAACUGAUUGGUACAACAACUUUCUAUGCAGCAUCUGUGUUUGUAUUUAGAGGGGGGAUGAAGUUCAGACGGCAGUUUACUGGAUUCAAGAGAAGAUGGGCAACAGCAAGUUAUUCAUCUUUUGCAUUUGCUUUAUUCCUACUUGGAACCUCUCGGUUAUUUGACCUGGGUAUCUUCCAGAAGAACUCCAACAAAACCAUAUUUGAGAUGGCUGAGGAGGACCUGCAGUCAAUGGUGGACUUUGUACAAGGAAAAUCUGAUAAAAAAAAAUAACAUGUAAUCAAUACUAAUCAUGAAAGAAGAAGAGAGUUUCAUCUUCUUGGACAGUGAUUCAUUGGAUUUGUCCAAAAAUAGAAGUUGACAAUACGAUGUGGUAUUAUCAUGUUUUUUAUUGAGUUUUCUUAAUCCCUUCCCCAAGAUAUGUAUCUGUGGGAAGACAGUGGACAGGAAAUAACAUGGUGUUGGAGAUGUAGAGUUAUUCAGAUUGACAUUAGUGAUGUCCUGGACUGUCCACUCUUCCUGCUGGUUGUGACACUGCUGCUGUGACCUGUACACAAUAAAAACAAAUGCAGAUUCAUUCCUAGUCAUACAGACCCUGAAAUAUAUAUCCAAGAAUUCCCACGUAAGUCUAGAAUAUGUGGGAAUUCUAGAUUACCCAGUUUCAGGUCUGAAAAUGAGAAAAGUCUCAAGGCUCCUUUUCAUUAUAAUUUAUUUGGCCUUUAAACAAAAUGUUGUGGUUCCGAUUACCUGACUGACUCUUGAAUUCUGGUGCCGACCCAAUUUGUUUUGAGCAGUAUGAAUAAAAUAAGCUUUCAGAUACCAUUGGAUAUUUUGGCACAAAUGGACAUUGGUCAUUCUGAUAGUGAAAGUCAGCAUGAUGACUGCAAGCUUGAUUGAAUAAACAAUUACACAUUGA